AUGGAUUACAUUGAUUCACAAAUUAAUGUCACUGUUUAUGGAAAUGCUACAGUGGGCACCCCCUUUGCAGCUGUCCAGGCUGUCGACAGAGACUUGGGGACCAAUGCACAGUAUGGUUACAGCCAGAAAGUUGCACAAGAAUCCAAGGAUUUAUUCCACCUGGAUGAGACUACUGGAGUCAUUAAGCUUUUCAGUAAGAUUGGUGGGAGUGCUCUACAGACACACAAGCUCACCAUCCUUGCUAAUGGACCGGGCUGUAUCCCUGCAGUGAUCACUGCUCUUGUUUCCAUCAUCAAAGUCGUUUUCAGACCCCCAGAAAUUGUACCAUGUUAUAUUGCAAAUGAGAAGGAUGGGGUUGUAUAUCUGAAAGAACUGGAGCCUAUUAAUACUCCAAUUGCAUUUUUUACCAUAAGUGAUCCAGAAGGUAAAUACAAGAUUAACUGCUACCUGGAUGGUGAAGGGCCAUUUAGGUUAGCACCUUACAAGCCGUACAACAAUGAAUAUCUGUUAGAGACCACAAAAUCUAUGGACUAUGAGCAGCAACAAUUCUAUGAAAUAGCUGUUGUGGCCUGGAACUCAGUGUUUCAUGACAAGAGAAUCAUUAAAGUACAACUUUUAGAUGACAAUGACAAUGCUCCUGUUUUCCUUCAACCUUUGAUAGAACUGACCAUUGAAGAAAACAAUGCACCCAACGCCUUUCUAAUGAAGCUCUAUGCCACAGAUGCUGAUAGUGGAGAGAGGGGACAAGUUUCCUAUUUCCUGGGACCGGAUGCACCAUCAUAUUUUUCCUUGGACAGUGUCACCGGGAUUCUGACAGUUUCUACUCAGCUGGACAGAGAAGAGAAAGAAAAGUAUAGGUACACUGUCUGUGCUGUGGACUGUGGAAAGCCACCCAGAGAAUCAGUGGCUACAGUGGCUCUCACUGUGUUGGAUAGAUUCAUCAACAAAGACUUCAGCUUUUUUGUGCCAGAAAACUUUCCAGGAUAUGGUGAAAUUGGAGUCAUUAGUGUAACCGAUGCUGAUGCUGGGAGGAAUGGAUGGGUAGCCCUCUCAGUGGUAAACCAGAGUGACAUUUUUGUCAUAGAUACAGGCAAGGGCAUGCUGAGAACUAAAGUAUCUUUAGACAGAGAACAACAAAGCUCCUACACUCUGUGGGUGGAAGCUGUUGAUGGGGGUGAGCCUGCCCUUUCUUCUACCACAAAAAUCACAAUUCUUCUUCUGGACAUCAAUGAUAACCCUCCCCUUGUCUUAUUUCCUCAAUCUAAUAUGUCCUAUUUGUUGGUCCUACCCUCUACUCUCCCUGGCUCACCAGUAACAGAGGUCUAUGCUGUUGACAAAGACACUGGAAUGAAUGCUCUCAUAGCUUAUAGUAUCAUAGGAAGAAGAGGUCCCAGGCCCGAGUCCUUCAGGAUUGACCCUAAAACUGGCAACACAACUCUGGAAGAAGCUUUGCUGCAGACAGACUAUGGACUGCAUCGCUUACUGGUGAAAGUGAGUGAUCAUGGCUACCCUGAACCUCUCCAUUCCACUGUCAUGGUGAACACUGUCAGUAGUGAGAGUUAUAUUGAGAGUCUUUUAAGAAAAGAACCAGAAAUUAAUAUAGAAGAGAAAGAACCACAAAUCUCAAUAGAACCAACUCAUAGGAAGGUAGAAUCUGUGUCCUGUAUGCCCACAUUAGUAGCUCUGUCUGUCAUAAACUUGGGUUCCAUCACACUAGUAACAGGGAUGGGAAUAUAUAUCUGCUUACAGAAAGGUAAAAAACAUCGCAGGGAAGAUGAAAAUUUGGAAGUACAAAUUCCACUGAAAGGAAAAAUUGACUUGUAUAUGAGAGAGAGAAAACCAAUGUGUGGAACAAUUUUAAGAGUACUGGUAUCAGGUCUUCCUUGA
Mesocricetus auratus (golden hamster) is the source of this 1887-nucleotide messenger RNA. Its product is annotated as protocadherin-20-like. The record is from RefSeq and is a predicted model, not a curated record. Gene Ontology annotation, molecular function: calcium ion binding. Lineage: Eukaryota; Metazoa; Chordata; Mammalia; Rodentia; Cricetidae. Gene Ontology annotation, biological process: homophilic cell-cell adhesion. Gene Ontology annotation, cellular component: plasma membrane.